AUGGCUGAGUCUGACGCACCCAGUACUAUCGCAAUCAUCGGGGUGGGCUAUGUGGGAGAACAUCUCAUGGAAGUUUUCUCUUCAGCCUUCCCCAUAGUUGCAUAUGACAUAUCUGCUUCCCGAAUAGACAACUUGCGACUAAAGUACUCAGAGAAGCACAAUGUCAAGUUCUCCACAGACAGUAGAGAUUUUCAAACCGCAUCACACUUUCUACUCUGUGUGCCGACAUCGUUGAGCUUGACCGGCGGAGUCGAUUCCUCGCACAUUCGCAGUGCAGUGGACAUGCUCUACCCCUAUGUGAAAGCCAAUUCCAUCGUGGUGGUAGAGAGUACUGUUGCGGUUGGAAUGACUAGGCAACUACUGGGGCCACUGGUUAAGGCUCGUGGCAUCUUCGGUGGUAUGUCGCCUGAAAGAAUAGACCCAGGCCGCGUAGAACCCCCACCCAAAUCGAUACCCAAGGUUGUUUCCGGUCUAGACGACGUUGCCCCAGGGUCUUUGGCCGCUAUUACAAGAUUAUAUGAAACUGUUUUCGACACUGUCAUUCCUGUCAGCAAACCAGAAGUAGCUGAGAUGUCAAAGCUCUACGAGAAUUGCCAGAGGACUAUAGCAAUUGCCUACGCGAACGAAAUGGCGGAUGCCUGUAAGGAACUGGGAAUUGAUCCUUUCGAAGUCGCCCACACAUCCGCGACCAAACCUUUCGGGUACCUACCUAUGUAUCCCUCACUGGGUAUUGGAGGUCACUGCAUUCCCGUCAAUCCGACAUAUCUCAUGUCGACUUGCAAACUCCCGCUGCUUCAACAGGCGCACGAGCGUAUGAUGACCCGACCAUCACGCAUCGCCAGUCACCUCCUAGAGUUGAUACUCGAGGAAAGCUAUCACAAACACGGCGAGGCACAUCGACCCAGAGUGCUCGUCGUGGGGAUUGGGUUCAAGGCAGGCCAAUCGGAUAUGUCCCACUCUCCUGGGCUGCAACUCCUGAAUUAUCUCCGCCAAUCUGGCGAAGUCGAUCUGAUGUUUUGCGAUCCAUUGGUAAGCCAGGGUUCUCUACCAGGGGUGCCGAAACUCGAGAACAGCUGCUGGGAGCUGGAAGUUCUGAAGACAUUUGAUGCCAUAGUGGUCGCUGUAAAGCAGCCACCUCUGGACUACAAAAUCUUGAAAUGUUUAAGCGGUGUGCGGGUUGAAGUCUGGCAAAAAUGA
Messenger RNA from Bipolaris victoriae FI3, 1197 nucleotides. RefSeq lists its product as hypothetical. The record is from RefSeq and is a predicted model, not a curated record. The coding region runs from base 1 to 1197 and encodes 398 amino acids. Gene Ontology annotation, biological process: polysaccharide biosynthetic process. The transcript is spliced from 2 exons. Gene Ontology annotation, molecular function: oxidoreductase activity, acting on the CH-OH group of donors, NAD or NADP as acceptor; NAD binding; oxidoreductase activity, acting on the CH-CH group of donors, NAD or NADP as acceptor. NCBI's taxonomy places the organism in Eukaryota, Fungi, Ascomycota, Dothideomycetes, Pleosporales, Pleosporaceae.